AGCAAAAUAUGAGUACACUGGACAACUUCGUAUGCCUCCAUUGCCUUACGGAGCCGGUGAACGCGACGGAAAAUGAGGAAAUUGACGAGCCUGUGUUCGCGCUCUCCUGGAGUCUCGUCAACGCUAAAUCAAAUCAGCUGGGAUCCGUACAUUACUGCGUUGUGAAAUCGAGUGAAUUGUCAGACCAGAACGCCGUGAAUGGAGUGCCUCACUUGUCCAGCGAGCCCGAGUCAUUAGACGUUAUCAUAGAACAGUUUCAGCAGUUUAUCGAAGAGAACCUUACAAGUCGUGGCGAGAAGUGGAGCAUCGUCACAGACGGGCAACUCACACUACGGCACUUUAUCCAUACACAAGCAAUCAAAAACAAAAUCAAAUUAUCAGAGGACUUCUACAACUUCUACGAUUUACGGAAAGAGUUCCAAAGAGAGGUCAAAAAUGGAAUUUUAUUCAACACUUUACAAGAUAUCAUCUCCUAUUGCAAGAUCGAGUCUAACAAUAGCAGUCCAGCUGGCCUGGAACAUUGCAGACUCAUGGGGAUCGCAGUGCAAUAUCUCAUAAAUGAAGGUCACAAUUUCAGGGAAUCAGAUAAAAUUUGUAUGAAAUACGAAGCGGGACCUUGCCUCGGUCCAGUGCUUGACGACACCGUUCUACGCGCAAGGGGUCUGCCUUGGCAAGCAUCCGACCAAGACGUCGCAAAUUUCUUCCGCGGAUUAAAUAUACCAAGGGGCGGUAUAGCGUUCUGUCUGAAUAUGCAAGGUCGACGAAACGGGGAAGCGUUUAUACGAUUCGAGAACGGCGACCACCGCGAUCUAGCGCUCCGAAGGCAUAAGAUGCAUCUAGGAACACGAUAUAUCGAGGUCUACAAAGCCAGUGCACAGGAUUUUCUACGGAUCGUCAGAGGACCAAUGGAUGUCACACAGAUCGCGGCUAACUUCGUGUCCACAAAUGCGGAAGUAAUUAUUCGUAUGAGAGGUCUUCCCUUCAGCACCAAGGCUGCAGAUGUAGUGCGUUUUUUCGGAGAUGACGUCCCAGUGUACCGGGGAGAGGGUGGAAUCCUCAUGGUACGCGGACGCAACGGCAAAGCCACAGGCGACGCGUUUGUCCUCUUCGAGACAGAGGAACACGGCCGCGCUGCACUCAAAAAGCACCGUGAAGUCCUAGGCUCACGUUACGUCGAGCUCUUCCGCAGUUCUCAGAGCGAGGUCCAACAAGUGCUUAGCUCCCUUAGCCUAUUCAUGAUGGGGGUACCACCGCUCGCAAUGCUUCCCAACCCCCUCCCGCAGCACCCGCCUUUUCACCCGCCUAUGUUCCUGCCCGGGCCGGUCCCGUACGCAGCGAAUGGUGGGUCGAAUGCCAAGGACUGUCUUCGGCUGCGCGGGUUGCCGUUUUCGGCAACGGUUCAAGACGUGUUGGAUUUUCUGAAGGAGCACGCGGCGUAUGUUGCGCCCGGAGGAGUUCAUAUGGUCUACAAUACACAGGGUCGACCAUCAGGGGACGCGUAUGUCCAGCUUCUUUCUCCGGACUUCGCUGCUGCGGCGGCAAACGAGCUCCACAAGCAUCACAUGGGGGAACGAUAUAUAGAGGUGUUCCCCUGCUCCAACUCCGACAUCUCAGCAGUCAUCGCUAGCAGCACGCUAAACCAGACAAAGAUACCGCUCAACAACCUCUCGUACUCUCCAACAAGCUAUCCCCCUACCUCGGGCGUGGUUGCGUACGGGAGUACCUCUCCCAUCAAUGGACACACCGACAGUCCCAUGAUACCAUCCCCAUCCCGAUCACCCCCGGGAGUGUACAUGCCUCAGCAGACGCCAUACUAUAACUGUUUAUUGCCCAAUAGUAGUAUGGGCUGCGGACCUGUGAGCUACUACCCGACAAGCACUGCGGCACAAGCCAUGCGCAUGCGCAUGGCGCCAUAUGUCACGCCAACAUAUGAGGUGGUGCCUUUCUUCCAUCACGGCUACCAGGUUGCAGAAUACGGAGUCGGACCCUGUAGAUAGUAUACCAUCUCUGAACUCCUGUAAACCCACCAAGCCCGGAAACCAGGUCAUGCCAUAACAAGCCGCGCACCAGCCUGAUGAACAACCUCACUAACAUGGGCACUAAAUCAAGACCACGUAAACCCUACGUAGGAUUAAAACAAAAAACACCUCGCUAUUGCGACCUCUCUUGCAUUGCCCUAUGUUUCCCAUGAUUAACGUAGUUGCGUAAACGAUCACGGGAUUGAGUAGAGUAUACAGUUUUGAAAGAAUCUUUGCUAAUAGAAAAUCACCCAUUUUUCAACUCGCUUUAAUGACACUAUUUCAAGGCUUGGGAAAAUCCAAGUUCGUAUUUAUUUUUGUUUGGAAUCAUAAAAUUUAGAAUUUAGCAAUGAAUUAAUGCAAUUCAUAGUCAGAAACAAAAUAGCGGAUUCCUAAUGAGCUCGUUCCAGCUCUUUAGGUUCCAUGUACAUUAAAAAAAUCAAUCAAAAAUAUGAUAAGAAGGCGCUAUGCCAAUCGCAUGCGCGCGUUGUGUGCAACCGCAAAAGUGGAACGCUGGCGCACAAUAAGGAACUUUUAUAUUCUGUGUCAUGUGUUGUCCUCAAAUUCAAUACAGAAAUGACACGAAAGCAAAAAAAAAAUAUUGCUUGAAUGAACAGAAUUCCAAACUUUGCUGAAACGCGCUAAGUUUGAGGAAAUUUAAAUGUAGAUCUACAAUUGAUGUUGAGAACACAAAAGAUUAUUUAAAGACUGAUUCAUCAAAAUCAGUUACUAGCCAAAACGAAAUAAAAUCGAAAGAAAAAUGUUAUCUUUAUUUUUAGAUCCAAUCAACAACUGUAAUUUAAUCUAGAAUCUUUAUGCUUCGUACACACAACUUCAAAUGAGUGCCAUUCUCAGAAAUGUUGUAUAGUGUAGCAAAUAACACUGACAAAGGCAGGUUCAAAAUCAAUCGAUUUAAUUUAAUUUAGAAUGUCAUCCGCGGAGAACUUUAUUUGAAACGAAGCGUCGCUUAACAGUAUUGUCACGUUUUCCUAAGCCUUGCUUCGUAUUCCCCGUAAUAAAAUGACCUUGUCUUCAAAACGAGGCGCAUCGAAGCGCGGCACGGACAAGGCCAGGCUUCCAUGCAGUCUCGUUUUGAUGCGAAGAGCUGUAUUUGAUUGAAAACGGCGAUCCUCUUGACGCUUCCCAUUUGUAAUAUAGCAGCUACAUUGAAUACAUCGUAAUCACUUAGAGAGAAACACAUGACGACAGGCAGUCGUCAUUGCCUACAAAGGCGUAAUGUUGGUGUUGCAUUGGAUCCUCAAAGAAUACAUAAUGUAUAAAAGUAGAAGUGAUUGUUCGUAUUAUAGAGGUUCUAGUGUGAGACAAACAUUUUUUGCUGUUAGGAGUUGUUUGAUGAGAAUGAAAAUCGUCGCAUGUUACUUAACAGUUUACUUUCUCACUCACGUUCUACCAACUCUAGUGGUAUGUUUAUAGUAGCAGGUCGAAACUAGUACAUAAUCGAAACUACUGUGAAUAGCAAGAGAAUGAUACACAAUAAAUGGUCACUGAAAAAGGCCAGCCAUUGAAUGUCGCAUUUUGUUUGGUUAGCUUGAAUGAAAGCUGUCAUCUGAUUGGCUGGAUUAUUUAUGAACUGUUCACAGUUGUUUGAAAGCUGGUUCAUUACCAUAAUUAGUCAAUUAGAUAAGUUCACUUUAUCUCCAUCCGUCACUAUUCAUUUUCUCGUUCAUCAACAUUCAUUUUGUUGUCAUACCAAACAAAAAAUAAAAAAGAUUAGAAAUGAAA
Messenger RNA from Nematostella vectensis (starlet sea anemone), 3761 nucleotides. Its product is annotated as epithelial splicing regulatory protein 1. NCBI's taxonomy places the organism in Eukaryota, Metazoa, Cnidaria, Anthozoa, Actiniaria, Edwardsiidae. The transcript has 12 exons. The record is from RefSeq and is a predicted model, not a curated record. The coding region runs from base 9 to 1997 and encodes 662 amino acids. Gene Ontology annotation, cellular component: ribonucleoprotein complex. Gene Ontology annotation, molecular function: RNA binding.